AUGAACAGAGAUCAACCAGUCCGACAUAAGAAACAGUAUUCAGAGGAAGAGGAAUCUUCCGAUGACAAUCAACAACGAGAUACAUCACGACCAGACAGAAUAAAUGAGAUACAAAAAAUUAAAAGAAUUGACAGAGUAAGGGAACGUCACAAUAAUUGUUCUCGCCGACCAUCUAGUUCCUUCAGCUCAUCAAAAGAAACUCAUAGUGAUAGAGAUAACCACAGACAUAGCAAACGAUUAGGAAAAAGAAGACGAGUAAAUAAAUAUUCAGAUAGCGAAGACGAUACAUCCAUUGAUAAUCGCUACAGUAGAGAGCCACAACGACCCGACCACUCUGACCGGAACCGAUCAAAACAUAUCCACCGACACAGAAGGAACAAAGGAUAUUCAUCGGAAAGCGAAUCUGAGAUUGAACAACGGAACAGACGCUCAAAACACCGAACAGAUUAUCGAUCUCGAUCAAGAUCACGGUCACAAUCCAAACGCAGAAAUAAACAUACAGGUUAUCACUAUUCUCGUGAACAAUGGCGAGAACCGACUAGAUAUUACUCUGACACUGAAAGCUCGACCUCAUCUUCGGAAACAGAAUAUGAAUCGAGACACCGUUCAAACAGACUAAGGGAACAUGCCUAUGACACUGCCCGACGAGAUCUCCGUAACAUUAAGUUACUAGAAAGCCGUAAAAUAAGAUUUAAUGGCACAGACGGCCCAGAAGAAUUUAUUAGUCAAAUCGAAGACCAGAAAAGACGUGUUAGAAUGUCAAGUGAGGACCUGCUGCAAGCAAUAACGGCCGUGUUUUCCAAAGAAGUUAAUUCGUGGUACCGAGGGAUACCCAAGGAAAUUUACUCAUGGCGAGACCUGAAAAGAGCCCUACGAGGCCACUACGGCAGACGUAUGACCGAUGAUGACAUUGAAGAAGAACUCAGACGACGGACGCAAAAUGAAGAUGAAUCGAUAACAGAUUACCUGAACGCCUUCCGAUAUAUAGCCAGCCAUUUUAAACGUCCUAUUUCCUUGCGACAACAAAUUAAAAUCGCUAAACGAGGACUCCUUCCGACAUACCGGAAAUACAUGUCUGAUAGACGGAUAGAAUGA
Molecule: messenger RNA, 1095 nt
Organism: Phymastichus coffea
Lineage: Eukaryota; Metazoa; Arthropoda; Insecta; Hymenoptera; Eulophidae
Product: splicing regulatory glutamine/lysine-rich protein 1-like
Exons: 1
Coding region: 1-1095 (364 amino acids)
Source: RefSeq, a predicted model, not a curated record